Linum trigynum is the source of this 3183-nucleotide messenger RNA. NCBI's taxonomy places the organism in Eukaryota, Viridiplantae, Streptophyta, Magnoliopsida, Malpighiales, Linaceae. The record is from the annotation of a GenBank genome assembly.
UUCCGCCGGUUUGAUUGUCUUCAAGAAAUGUUCUUCGCGCAAUCACUCUGCAACUGCCCGCUGCUGAGAAACCCUCACCCCUCCGCACCCUCGCACUCUCAGUCACUUCUCCGUUUGCCGUCUCCUGUCUUCCCUGCAACUCCAAACACUUCCUCCUGGCUCCGCUUCAGUUUUCUGCAGUUCUGCUACAGAGAUAGAUUGAGCCAGAGAGUAGCGGCAGCAAUCCUUCGAUCCCAAACGGAAUGCGAGGAAGCCGCAGCAAUAGGGUAAGAAACUCUGGUUUUCGGAGAAAUUGAUUGAUGGGUUCGAUGUAUCUAUACAUUAUCUGCCCCCUAGAAUUUGAAGAAGCGAUUGAUUGGAUUAAUCAUGAACUUUCAGCUUGUUGUGUUUGAUGUUUCUAUGAAACUGUUUGCUUGUAUCAUUCGACUGAGCAUUGCUAAUAGAGAAAGGUGUUCAUGUGCUGUGUUUUUUGUCUCAGACUUUUGAGUUUAUGAGAAAAUGGGGGUCUGGCAUACCAAGCUACUAGCUACUACGUUUGUUUUCUAUAGUGGGUAACCAUUUUGAAAAUUAUGAACAGAGUGACGAAUAAACAGGCAUGUCCAAGGACUACCAUGAAGCCCGUAAGCGCCUGGAUAAGCUUCUCAGUGAGAAAGGAGAGCUCAAGGCGGCUGCAGCAGCCAAAAUGGAACAGAUGAUAGCUGAGCUCUCGAUCGCUCCUCCUGUAACUAAGCCGUUUUAUGAGGCCAAGAAGAUCAAAGAAGGGUAUACUAGCUUCAAGCAAGAGAAAUAUGAGAAGAAUCGUGAGCACUUGGACAAAGUUGCCAAACAACAGAGUCCCAAGCGUCCUGUUAGUAGACAUGCUUCUGCUUUUGACGAUGAGCGGUACGCCAAUCAUCUAGAGGUUGAUGACGAUGAGUCUGAUGAAGUUGAAAUUGACGACGAGUUUGAUGAGGACGAUGAGUCUGAUGAAGAUGAAAUUGACGACGAGUUUGAUGAGGACGAUGAGUCUGAUGAAGAUGAAAUUGACGACGAUGAGUUUGAUGAGGACGAUGAGUCUGAGGGCCAGGCUUCUCAUCCGGCUUUAUAUGUUGACUCGAGAGCUGCAGGUGGCUCUCAUGCCCAUAGACACCAGUCUGGCCCCUCUUCUACUGCAUCACCUGAGUUUGUGGUUGCACGAUGUGAGCCUCCGGACCAUUUCAGACAAAUAUAUGAUGUUGAUGACAGGACCUUUGUCACCCCUAGCAAAGGCAAGAAGGAGAGAGAACGCUCGUGCGUGCUUCUGGAGGAGGGUUCAGGUGGACCUAUGGUUCCCACUAUUAUCCCUAGUUUUCGUGACCAUGUAGCUUUUCGACUAUGGACUCAGCCCGAGCAGGUUCGAGGAAUGAUCCAAUUCUAUGCUCGGGAUUGGCUAAUGGGUAAGCUGAGAAAUUAUCGAUUUGCAAGACAAGGUUCAGAGGGGUUGGUUCGGAAGACAGGGUUGUUUCACUUGCCCCGGUGCAUGCUGACCCAUGCUCAUUUGGAUCUUCCUCUACUUGCAGCGUUUGUUGAGAGGUGGCAACCAGACACCAAUACUUUCCACAUGCCAUUUGGAGAGAUGACUAUAUUGCUCCAUGAUGUUUUCUACAUUCUCCGGAUUCCAGUAGACGGAGAGAUGCUCAGUGGUGGUGGACACCCGGAAAGUCUUAAGGCUGACAUGUGUGAUCUUCUUAAAGUCACACGUCAAGAGUUGGUGGCGCCUGUUGUUGAUGUUGCUAGUGGAAAGAUGGUACCUUUGUACAAGAGUGGUGCGUUGUUAGGAGAGGCAGCUUUGACUCGUGUUCAGGGGCGUGGGGAUAUGGAGGCUGAGGUGCAGUGUUAUCUAUUGUUGUUGUUGGGAUCCACACUCUUUGCGGACAGAAAUGAUGGUUGUGUUCCUGCCAUGGUCAACUUGUUCUUGAAGGAUUAUGAUCGGGUGGGAAGGUACGCUUGGGGGGCUGGUACACUUGCCAAUCUGUACAGGCAACUUGGGAUGGCUUCUCGAGCUGAUGCCAGUGAACUUUGUGGUUGUCUGACACUCCUGCAGGCUUGGAUAUACCAGUACUUUCCGACAUUACGGGGGCCUAGAUGUGAGCCUCAUACACUGAAAGAGGGGGAGCCUUAUGCUUUGAAGUGGCAGGGUGUACAUAUCGUAGGGGAGAGGGCAGCUGGUGAGCGGUUGAGAUACUAUCGUCGAGUGUUAGACACCUUGAACAAAACCGAGGUGAUGUGGCUUCCCUACGGUCACAACCCUGGCAAGGCGGUGCCAAGAUCUUUAUACCAUGGUGUGAUCCGGUUUGGUGAUGUGGCCGAGUUUUACGAUCCUACACGAUGUCUCAGACAGUUCGGGUACAGACAGGUAGUCCCAGGUCCUCCUGUUGCACCAACUUACGCCUUCCGACCUGCUUCUGGCAUUGGAUAUACCGUUAUUUUCCAUCCUAGCAUGAAUCAGUUCUGGGGCUACUUAACGUGCCACAUGCUACGCUUGGAUGCCAUCUCCACACCUGUCCAGCCUUUGCUCGAUGUUGCCGAGGAGUACAUGGGAUGGUAUACUGCUCAUUCCCACCCAUACAUUGUGAAUCCCAUCCUUUCAGGACAUCAUCAGCAGCCUGCAGCGCGCACUGAUUUGUUGGCGCGCCAGAUUCUGCACAGGCUUGCUCCCUUGUUUUCGGCGAGAGAUGUCGACACAUUCAAGGCAAACAUACAUGAGUACUGGGUGAUACUUGAAGGAGUUAGAGGCUUGUGGAACGAGUAUCAGCGACUGCAACCACGACGACUACCUUCUCAAUCUCAGUAGCUGCAUGUAGUUUGGUUGUUUUUGUUGCAAGUCGUUUCAUGUUUUGUAUCCACACAACGGUUAGUAAUUAGCUCCAGCGGAAGCUCGUCUGCGAUGAGAUGGGAUGGAUGGUUCUAUAAAUCGUACUUUAUCAAUGACAUCAAUUGAUAUUGGUUUGUUAUGACUGGAUGAUUUUUUCUCUCUUGAAAUGGAAAUGAAUGGAUUUCUGUUUCGAUCUUGUUUUGGAACGCCGGUAAAAUGGUCCUGCCGGAAUAGACAGUUUUCGUCGCAUUAGGGUCGUCGAGUGAACUCCCUCCUUCCACGUUGCAUGGUCCCUCGCAGUAGUAACUGUCUGUGCCCAAAAAGUAAACCAAUAAUACGCAUUGAAUACU